Messenger RNA from Capsicum annuum, 712 nucleotides. RefSeq names its product non-specific lipid-transfer protein 1. NCBI's taxonomy places the organism in Eukaryota, Viridiplantae, Streptophyta, Magnoliopsida, Solanales, Solanaceae. The coding region runs from base 113 to 466 and encodes 117 amino acids. The transcript has 2 exons. Gene Ontology annotation, biological process: lipid transport. Gene Ontology annotation, cellular component: membrane. The record is from RefSeq and is a predicted model, not a curated record. Gene Ontology annotation, molecular function: lipid binding.
AAUGCUUAGAUACAAACUCUAUAUAAAGAGCUCUUUCACAACCUUUAUAAAACACACCAACUACAUAUCUUAAGAAAUACAUAUCGACCUUAACACAUACACAUUUCAAAAAAUGGUGAAGGUAGCAUUGUUGUUGGUUCUGUUCAUCGCAGCAGUAUCUGUGAUGUUAACUCCCCAUGCAGAAGCAACCAUAUCGUGUGGGCAGGUUAUUUCGAAGCUAUCACCAUGCAUCAACUACGUGAAGGUAGGUGGUGUUGUUUCACCACAAUGUUGCCUUGGAAUUAAGACCCUCAACGGCCAAGCUACCACAACUCCUGAUCGUCAGAUGGCUUGUAACUGCAUCAAAUCGGCUGCCGGAGCCAUCAGCGGCAUCAACCUCGCCCUUGCUUCUGCUCUCCCUAGCAAAUGUGGUGUCAAUCUUCCCUACAAAAUUAGCCCUUCCAUUGACUGCUCCAAGGUUCACUAAGAUUUGUGAAGUCUUCAGCACAGUAGCAGGAUGCAGAAAAUAUAGAGCAUACAAGAUGGAAUAAAUUAGACUAGUGCUUUUGGAGGACUGUAAAUGAAUGACGCGUUGGCAGCACUAGUCUAUUAUUGUUUAUGUUGUUCGGUCAUAUUUAUAGUUUAGUAGUUGUGUCGUGUGUGUAAGAAGGAAUGUACCCUUCCGAUCUAUUUUUAAUAUAUAUAAUAUAAUACAUCCUGCUACUUUUAUCCA